ACAGUCCCUCCGUACUGGUCUCCACUGGGUGAUCGUAGUCACUUUAUUUGGAAAGCUUGCAUUACCACCGACGAGUGUGAGCGUCUGAAAGAGCAUUCCGGGCAGUUUUGUCAGCGGGAAUGGUACAUGGACUGGCAGUGUGUGGAAUGCUGCCAAGGUGAACUUUGCAAUUACUACGUUACGGCUGCUUUUGAUUCCAUCGAUCGUCAGAAACGUU
This is a messenger RNA of Opisthorchis viverrini, 217 nucleotides long. RefSeq lists its product as hypothetical. NCBI's taxonomy places the organism in Eukaryota, Metazoa, Platyhelminthes, Trematoda, Opisthorchiida, Opisthorchiidae. The record is from RefSeq and is a predicted model, not a curated record. The transcript is spliced from 2 exons. The annotation marks the transcript as partial.